CAACCUUUCUGGAAUCAUUUUUGCACUUUUUCAUAUCUUUUAUUUAUUUAUUUUCUUCAAAAUAACACCUCAUUUCUUGAGUCCUCUUUCAAUUCACACAAUUCGAUUUCUUCAAUUUUCAGAAAAUUAGUGUUCCAUGGGGGAUGAAGUUAAAAUUGACGGAGGUGAGGAUAGGGUGACGGAGUGGGAGGCCGGCCUGCCGACCGUCGAUGAUCUGACGCCGUUGUCCCAGGCACUGAUCCCGCCGGAGCUGGCAUCGGCUUUCAAAAUCUCGCCAGAGCCUACCCGGACUUUUAUCGAUGUCAACCGUGCUUCUAAGAACACUAUCUCGUCCCUCUGCGGACGCGUUUCCCAGCCUUCCUCCAACUUCAAGCCGUUUUUGAACAAUCAAAAUCAUCAGAGUGAGCCCUCCGCGCAGAAUCACAUGAUGGAGGAGACGGAGAUGGACGACCCGGACCCGACACAGGAAGGAUCCGACCCGAAGAAAUUCAGGAGGAUGGAGCCCGAGGAGGUUGACUCUGUUACUCAGACCGCCGCCACCGAUAACGGUACGGAUGACCAGUCAGCGGCGGCGAAGACUCUGAAGAGGCCGAGGCUUGUGUGGACCCCGCAACUCCACAAGCGUUUUGUGGAUGUUGUGGCGCACUUGGGAUUGAAGAACGCGGUGCCGAAGACGAUUAUGCAGCUCAUGAACGUAGAGGGACUGACUCGGGAAAACGUGGCUAGUCAUUUGCAGAAGUAUAGACUGUACGUCAAGAGGAUGCAGGGGUUAUCGAAUGAGGGACCCUCCGCGUCGGAUCAUUUGUUCGCGUCUACACCAGUGCCACCCCAGAGCUUUAAUGAUUCUUCUAGUUGCAGUGGCCAUGGGAAUCUGGCUGCAAAUGGGAAUCGCGGUGGUGGGAACAGAGAGAAUCAUGUGGGGAUGCCUAUUCCGAUGCCAUAUCCACCUCCACAGCAACUUAUGCCCAUGCCAAUGAUGGUAAUGGCCGCACACGGGCAUGUAGGAAUGCAAGGAAAUAUGAAUUCCCCUGCUGGAAUCAAUGGUUACGAGGCUCAUUCUCAUCACAGUCAUUAUCCCCAGCAGUAUAGUAGUAUGAUGCAGCAACAGAGGGACUGGUCUGGGAAUAAGUACAAUGGUUACCUGCACCAUGCUAAUCCAAAUGAUAAAUAAAUCUUUGCCUAGUCCAAAUUGGAUAGUGGAAAAAGAGUGGUGCUAACUUUGAAGCCUGGAUAUUAUUCCUUAUUUUGUUGGAAAGUAAGACAAGAGAAAACUCUGUAUAUCACUUUCAUCAGGAACAAUGACGUACAAUUUGGAGUCACUGUUUAUCAUUUAGGGCUUUGUUUUGUCGUCGCAUCAAUUUGCUAUAUUUUCAAGUAUAUAGUGGUAGAAGCACUAGUUUCUGGUUCAGGGUAUAAUCAUCUGCUAAAUUGCUAUGACUUUUCAAGGUAUACUGUUUUUGCUUUUGACCUCUCCGUUUCUUAACACUUAUUCCAUGAUUAUAAAAAUUGGCAUUACUUUUCAAGAAGCCUCUUGUUUUGUGAGAUCAUGGACACGAUCCAGAUUCAAGACACAUGGUGCAAUCCGUAAUAUAAUAAAUAUCCACUCAUAUUAAUAGAGAUCAAUCAGUUGAUGAGUGGAAAAAAUUUCGAUGUCCGAGAGUUCCAACUCUUGGUUUUUUGGAACUCUGUAGGAUUUCGAUUUACUUCCUAAGUAAGAAACAGACAUUUAGGUACUGUUAGCUUAUGAAAUGAAGUAGUUCUUUACUUUGCAUUCUUUCCUGGGUUUAAUAAUUCAAAAAAGGUGCACAACAAAGUCAAACUUAUCCAUCUUUUGAUGCAAGCAUCUUACCCCACAGGCUACAAAAGUAUUGGGAUUUUAUCAUGUGAACUGUGAAGUCUCUACGUUGAAUUUCAGAUGCCUUUGUACAUAAAUGUUCAGAGUCUAUAUAAAACCUGAAUGUAACUUAAAGAUCAUGAGUGAUGUAAGUGUAACUAUAUGAAAAGGUGGUUAUUGUCAGAAAUUGAACAUUUUGCUAUUUUGAGAUCUUCUAUAGAUGCAAAUCUGAAUAUCUUCCUUACGGAACUGCUUUUUUUUUCGUUUUUUUGUCUAAUCUUCUAGCACAGUUUCAGAUUUACCAAGCUAUUAACCCCCGAACCACAACUACUAAGAAGCUCGAUUUGCAGCUCUUGAUCUGUCGGGUGUUCCCGGAGACUGGUAUUGAAGACACAUUGAGUUAUCCGAACAGAAAUAUUUGAGAUUGUACCUGAGUUGGAUACCUAAUAGAUUACAAGGUAUUAAAGUGGAAACUUCUCCUUAAAUAAAUCCCACCUACUUGCUGUCAGUUGCUACUAUAUAUUUAACCUGUACGUUUAUAUAGUGAUGAAAUGUAUUGUUAUAAAAAUUACUCUCCUCAGACGUAUACAAGCUAUCCCUCUUUAAGAUCCCGUUAUUGCUUCUUUGUAUUAUGCAUCGGGCCACUAUUUUAUUGAGAAAAACCGAAUCACUAUAGUGAUUCCUGACUACUAGUUGUUAAUUGCUCUUUGUAUUACGUGUCUCACCCCUAAUUAAUUGAGAAUAAGACUUGACAUGUUUUCA
Messenger RNA from Olea europaea var. sylvestris, 2596 nucleotides. Its product is annotated as transcription factor PCL1-like. Gene Ontology annotation, biological process: regulation of DNA-templated transcription. The record is from RefSeq and is a predicted model, not a curated record. Gene Ontology annotation, molecular function: DNA binding; DNA-binding transcription factor activity. The transcript is spliced from 2 exons. Bases 137 to 1171 code for a protein of 344 amino acids. Gene Ontology annotation, cellular component: nucleus. Lineage: Eukaryota; Viridiplantae; Streptophyta; Magnoliopsida; Lamiales; Oleaceae.